GCGGUGUCAAUCAGCACUAACAGGCUCCACCUUUGACAGACCAAGAUGGCACUUCCUGUUUCCAUUAUAGGAGGUAGAUGUGGAGGCACUCCUUUUGAUUUCACUGGGUACAGCAGUGGUGCUUUACUAGAGAAAAUUGGUGUUUGGUGUGGAAGCUGGCAGAUUAAGGCUAUGAAAGUGUGGCUAACUAAUGGGAAAAGUCAACAAUUUGGAAUUUCAGGGCAAUACCCCUAUAGUAAGUUUAAAUUUGAGCCUGGAGAGUUUUUUUCUUGUCUCUCACUUUGGGAUAAUGGAGCUGGGUUACGUCUUGGGGCCAUCAAGUUCAGAACUACUAAAGGUAGAGAGUUCUUUGCCAAAAUGACUGACCGUGGCUUAAAGACAGAGUAUCCAAUUGAUGUUGGCUCUGGAGUUUGCUUGGGAGUUAAGGGAAGAUUAGGUGCAGGUAUUCAUUCUGCAGGCUUUAUGUUCAUCAACUCCAUCAAAUACACUGAGAUGAAAAAUGUUGAGUACCCAACUCUGUUUCAGGUGAUUCCUACUGUGAAUGUAGAGGAUAUUAAAUCAAUGAGUUAUAAGAACAGCUCUACAGUUGAGCAGCAAUAUACAAUGGAAACCUCCAAGAAAAUCUCCAAAAAGUCAUCUUGGUCUGUUUCCACCAGCAUGGAGUCCUCCUUCUGUAUGUCAGUCCAAGCUGGUAUUCCUGAAGUGGCAGAGGUGGAGCAAGAAUUUACUUUCAAUCUGAGCCCCUCCUCUACAUAUGCAGUGGAAAGCACCGAAGAGAGAACUGAAACCAUGUCCUAUGUUAUCAAUGUUCCUCCAGGGAAGACCAUGGAUAUCAACGUCACCAUUGGCAGAGCAAAUGUUGAUCUUCCAUACGAGGCUACUGUGGUCGUUACUUGUACCAAUGGCAGCACUUACCAGUAUGACAAAACUGGUGUCUAUAAAGGGGUCACCUACACUGAUGCAAAAGCUGUUAUUGAGGAAUCUGUCAAGCUACUUAAGUAGAAUACAUUUCCUUUGUAGUUUGUUAAAUGAAUUCCAAUGAUUUUCUUCAAUACAAGUUUAUCUUUAACCUUCCUUCAAAAUACUUUUCAAAUAAUAUUUACAGGAAAUACUUUAAAUUGUUCAGUUAAAAGGCAUUAUUGCUCUUUGUUUGCAAUCUUGUCAAGCUAAAUGGAAGUUCCAUUUAGGGAUUUUAGAGCACAAAGUGGGAUUCUAGAGUAUUUUGUUUAGUUUGCUUUGAAGAUCAGAGAAAUAAAGUUGAGCAUAAGUGAUAAUGAGUUUAAUACACCCUGGUGGCAGAGAUGGAAACCAGUAAACCAGGUCUUCCAUUUAUGUGCUUGUUUGGGGUAAGAAGGGGAGGGAAUCGGGACUGGUUUUUCAGAGAAGCCCCCACCCAUUGCUGAUUUAGUAACUAAAAUUAAUUUUAUUUGCAAAGAUCUCUCUUUCUCUGUCUCUCUCUUUUUCUCAUCAACAAGCCUUAUCUUUGCUUUGCUUAAGUACACAUAAUCUGCAAGUACAGAAGCCGUCUGGGAGUGCCCAUCAGUGAUUUGUUGUUAACUGAAUGAAGACCUAAAGCACCCAGGUUGUUUGAAUCUAGACAUCACUUCAAAUUUGCUGCUACUAGCUUUGAUGCAAAUAAAUAUGAAACUUGAAGCCAA
Erpetoichthys calabaricus (reedfish) is the source of this 1658-nucleotide messenger RNA. Its product is annotated as aerolysin-like protein. The coding region runs from base 46 to 1002 and encodes 318 amino acids. The record is from RefSeq and is a predicted model, not a curated record. NCBI's taxonomy places the organism in Eukaryota, Metazoa, Chordata, Cladistia, Polypteriformes, Polypteridae. Gene Ontology annotation, cellular component: extracellular region. The transcript is spliced from 3 exons.